This is a messenger RNA of Medioppia subpectinata, 834 nucleotides long. NCBI's taxonomy places the organism in Eukaryota, Metazoa, Arthropoda, Arachnida, Sarcoptiformes, Oppiidae. The record is from the annotation of a GenBank genome assembly.
CUAUUCAUAUGGGGUUUAGGGCCGGCGUAUGUGCCCUAUUGGUUGUGGUCGGAGUCGUUGUGGUGCUCGUGGUUUGUGGCAGUUAUGCUCCGCUACUGUAUAUCAUUGCACACAAGUUUCCUCAUUAAUAGUGCCGCUCAUAUGUAUGGCAUGAAGCCGUACGACAACACACUAAUACCGGUUGAGGCAAAUGUGCGACACUUUCUGGUGGGCGAAGGCUUUCAUAACUAUCACCACUCGUUUCCACAGGAUUACUCGGCCUCAGAGUUGGGUGCGAUCGACUCAUUCAACCCGCAGACGGCAUUCAUAGACAUGUUUGCGGCCAUCGGUUGGGCCUAUGAUCUCAAAAAGCCGUCCAUCGAUGCGGUGAAGAACCGUCGGAUCAGAUGCGGUGAUAAUAGUAACCAGAUAUCCAGAUCCCGACUGUCGGAGCAAAUCGUUGGUCUAUUGACCGUAUUUAUGCCCUUUUGGGUCAUAACUAUACUCCGGAUGAAUGCGUUUGUAUGGCCUGUAAUACCAAUGGGUUUAUAUCUGAUUACAUGCCAUCCGCACGGCUUUAACACUAAUAAAGUGAUUAAAAGCAAGACCGUCGAUGUAUCUAACCUACUCGCCGACCCAGUGGUCAGUUUCCAACACAAGCAUUACUUUGUGUUAGGGUUAUUCAUAUGGGGUUUAGGGCCGGCGUAUGUGACCUAUUGGUUGUGGUCGGAGUCGUUGUGGUGCUCCUGGUUUGUGGCAGUUAUGCUCCGCUAUGUUAUAUCACUUCACACCAGUUUCCUCAUUAACAGCGCCGCACAUAUGUAUGGCAUGAAGGUAUUUAUGCAUGUUAACUAG